Cladophialophora bantiana CBS 173.52 is the source of this 705-nucleotide messenger RNA. RefSeq lists its product as uncharacterized. The transcript has 3 exons. The coding region runs from base 1 to 705 and encodes 234 amino acids. The record is from RefSeq and is a predicted model, not a curated record. Lineage: Eukaryota; Fungi; Ascomycota; Eurotiomycetes; Chaetothyriales; Herpotrichiellaceae.
AUGAGUUUCAACGACAAGCUGGCGAAGUUGGAUAACCGCCUUUGGUUACAGAGGACAGUGAGAAAGGGCAAAGACUUGUGGGCGGAGGUAGAUUGGAAUCAGCCAAGGCCAUACACUUCCUGGUUCGACAGAAAUAUUAGCUCCGGCCAGAACGCAGGCUCAAGCCUCAAAGUUGAGAUUCAUGUGAAGACAGAUGGUCUCGCCACUGGAGUGGAAGAAUACCUCGGUCAGAAGACCAGGGAGGAGCUCGAGGAGGAGCGCCGUCAGGCGGAAGAAGAGGCUCGGGGCCCCGCCCACACGCGGUCAUACCAGCGAUUGAAAUUCCGGUACCAGUCAAAGGAGCCGCAGUACGCGAUCGGCACAAAGAGCUUGUUUGUGGGGGAAACAUACGUCCUAGAGAACGACGUGGGCGGCGACGGCGACGACGACGACGAUGUCUACUAUGACCCGGAAGACGAUGUCGUUGCCAACCCACGCGUUAGGGUGGCCGAUUUGGAUACCAACGUGUAUUAUGAGGAGGAAGAGGUGGAGGAGGAAGAAGAAGAAGAAGAAGAAGAAGAAGAAGAAGAAGAAGAAGAAGAAGCAUUCUAUGUGCAACAGCAAUCUAAUCCGAGAACAAGACUCACAGAAAUGAAUGGAAACAAUAUCUUGAAAGAGAACACAAAUCUUACCAGGAACACCUUUAUAAUCGCGCGGACGACAUAA